Molecule: messenger RNA, 2563 nt
Organism: Brassica napus (rape)
Lineage: Eukaryota; Viridiplantae; Streptophyta; Magnoliopsida; Brassicales; Brassicaceae
Product: protein IQ-DOMAIN 19
Exons: 4
Coding region: 686-1807 (373 amino acids)
Molecular function (GO): protein binding
Source: RefSeq, a predicted model, not a curated record
ACGUCGUCUUAUCUUGUUAACGGUUGACUAAUUUCUGUAGAGUCAAUGUAGAUUUAUGCACGUUUUAAGAAGUUCAGGUAGUUUUUCUUAAAUUAUAAUUAAGUUGAGGUCGGUUUUGGCACUGACCAUUUGUUCGGGUCCAAUUUGGCACGAUUGAGAGUGUUGGGGUCGAAAUUGGCAUUUUUCCUUGUAUAUUAAAACGACGUCGUUUUAUCAUGUUAACAGUUGACUAACUUUUGUUAGAGUCAAUGUAGAUUUAAGCACAUUUUAAGAAGUUUGGGUAGGUUUUUCGAAUUAUAAUUGAGUUGAGGUCGUAUUUGGCACUGAUCAAUUGUUCGGGUUGUAUUUGGCACGACAUAAAUUGUUGGGGUCGAAAUUGGCACUUUUCCGGUGUUUUGGCUUGGUCCUUGUACUGUUCGCGGGCCCCACUGACACGUGGCGGCCCGCGAUUAGUUUGUUUCUAUCUUUUUUUUUCUUUUCAGUCGAAAAAAAAAAAUUAAGAACCUUUACCGAUAAUGUUGCCCUUAGACUGUCCAAAAAAAACAGUUAAAGAGUUCUUCCCGUACAAUGUCUUAAAAAGCCAGUCGCAUUAUAACCUCUCAAAACCAAACACACGCAUCUAUCACACGAUCUCUUCUUCUCUGACGUAUAAUGGUAGUCUGACCAAAGAUUUUCAAAAAAUAUAAUGGGGAAAACAAGCAAGUGGAUUCGAAAUUUCUUAACGGGAAAGAAGGAGAGAUCAAAGGAAAAGAUUAUCCAGAGUGAGUGUGGUGGAUUCACUUCACCGGUUCCAGGUAUUCCUAAAGAGAAACGUCGAUGGAUUUUUAGACGUUCUUCUUCCACUAGACCACCAGUUUGUGCUUCUACCCUCAAAGUUUCAUCUCCACCGGUUCAACCGUCACUGCCUCCACCGCCACAACCAUUUGAGGUCGCAAACGUGGACACUGAACAUGAUGAGAACAAGGGCGCGGAGAUUGCAAUGGCUGUUGAAGAAUUUGCAGCAGUGAAGAUUCAGGCCUACUAUCGUUCCCAUUUGGCGAGGAAAGCAUUAAGAGCCUUAAAAGGGUUAGUGAAAUUGCAAGCACUUGUGAGAGGUCAUUUAGUGAGGAAACGAGCAACAGCUACACUUCGAUGCAUGCAAGCGUUGAUUACACUUCAGGCUAAAGCUCGAGAACAGAGGAUUCGUACGAUAGGAGAUUCAACACCAAAAUCCACAAAUCCAAGAACACCGAUUCAUAAAACCCGGAUCAGUGACAUUUACCACGAGAAUGACGAGAACAUCGAGAAUGUGGAAAUGGAGAUUCAGUCCAAAUUUUACUCUCCGGCUCCUUCUAUAACCGAUAUGAGUCCUAGCCAUUUCGAGGAUUGUAACUCGUUCAGCAGAGCUCAACGCAGUCCUCAGUGUUUCGGAUUCAAAGAGUAUUACAAUGGAGAUACUUUGUCUUCUUACGGCUAUCCUCUCUUCCCAAAUUACAUGGCUAAUACUCAGUCUUCUAAAGCCAAGGCUCGGUCUCAGAGUGCGCCGAAGCAGAGACCUUACGAGAUGUACGAGAAGCAUACGAGCGCGAGGAGAAGAUCUAACGUGGAAGCACCGAGGAACGGUGUACUUAAGGCCGUACGGAUGCAUAGAGCUUCAUCUCAAUUAGGAAAGGAAAGUCAACAUGAGUAUUAUCCGUGGAUGGCGACUAAGUUCCAUAGAUCAAACAUUUCGCUUAUGGCGAGUGAGUGCGGAUCUACCAGUACAUUUAUGACCAAUACCAACUACGGUAGAGAUGUUGAUGUUCAGGGGAACGUGCAACAAGCGUGAUUUAGAAAUUCUUAAGUGAUAUGAGAUAUUACUGGAAAAAACAUAGACCAGUCUAGAAACUAAAGAAUGGUUCAAGGAAGAACAAAACCUCUAUAUGUAGUAUAAGAGAUAUCUCGUCUUAAAUCUUGAUUCUUGCUUUUCAACUUUACAAUUCUCACUGACGUUUUGAUAUUUUUGGAUAAUUUGUUAGUGUUAGUCAAAUCCAUGUUCCUAAGAAGAAGAAAAAAAAUCUACUAGUGUGGUGCUGAAACGAGGGCCAGCACCAGGGGGUUGGUAUAUCUGACAUUUAUUCGAUUUCACUAGGUCGCAAACUAGAUAAUAAAGAAGAAAAAUGAAAAAGAAUUAACAAUUCUAAUAAACUACCAAACGAGGUUUUAGUUUUAUUUCCGAUUCUUUAUUUCAUCAACUUAACCAACUCAUAAUUCCCCUCAUAAUGCCCAUAACUUUAGGUAAUAUUCAAAAUUUUCAUAUCAGUACUUUUAAAUUGCAAGAACUAGAUUUUGAGCCGCGCUUUUCAAACGCAUGUUUUUUGGCUUAUAUUAUAAUACAUAGUCUUCUUAUAUCGAAAAAUAUAACUUUAACAGUUAUAUAAUCUACGAAUUAGUUUAUUUGAGAUUUUAUAUGUACACUUUUACGUAAGUUUCUUUUAAGCAUGAGAAUUAUAUCCGGAUCAAUAAAACAAACCGAACCGACCCAAAAAUAUAGGUUUAGUUCAGGUCCAGAGAAAAUAACUUAUUGGGUUUUUUUUGGACCCGC